Eriocheir sinensis (Chinese mitten crab) is the source of this 5032-nucleotide messenger RNA. RefSeq names its product charged multivesicular body protein 2b-like (gene CHMP2B). The transcript is spliced from 5 exons. Bases 324 to 959 code for a protein of 211 amino acids. The record is from RefSeq and is a predicted model, not a curated record. Gene Ontology annotation, biological process: endosome transport via multivesicular body sorting pathway; late endosome to vacuole transport; protein transport. Gene Ontology annotation, cellular component: multivesicular body; ESCRT III complex. Lineage: Eukaryota; Metazoa; Arthropoda; Malacostraca; Decapoda; Varunidae.
AACAGUGACGUUUCUGCGUGCUCACUCAUCUGCAGUGUGCAGGCCAGGUACAGCACUGCAGGUACACAUGACUCACAGUCACGACGGCCUUGCGUCAUAACACACAACUCUGACGGGUGACGGCCGGGUCUGGGAGCUCGGCAGGAUAUUCCUCCCCCCAAGAGGCACAGCAACAUAUUAUAAUCAGCCUUGAACAACCUUCACUUUUGGGGCUCGAGUGACUGUGGUUCCAUGGCUUGCCCAACCUCCUAAAACAUCGAAGAAGAAAAAGACGGGACAACCCUGCUGGUGUUUUCGGUUGUUUUGGACACUCACUCGGCAAGAUGUUCAAGAAACCUUCAGCCAAAGAGCAAAUGAAAACCAAUGAGCGACAGUUACGUAAAGUUGGACGUGACGUGGAGCGUGAUCGAAGGGAGCUGGAAAGAGAAGAGAAAAAGUUAGAAAAUGAUAUAAAACGGUUAGCAAAAUCCCCUGGCAACAAAGAAGCUGUAACACUCCUUGCCAAGCAACUUGUUAACAUCAGAAAGCAGAAGACAAGAACCUAUGCUGCAAACAGUAGGAUAUCUUCAGUUGCAGCUCAACAAAAAGGAAUGCAGGCAAAUGUCAAGCUGGCUGGUGCUAUGGGUACAGCCACAAAGACAAUGGUUAAUAUGAACAAGAUCAUGAAGCCGGAAGAUAUUGCUAAAAACAUGAAGGAUUUCGAGCAGGCCUCUGCAAAGCUGGAUAUGACUGAUGAACUAAUGAAUGACACCCUCGAUGAUAUACUAAAUGAAAGUGGUGAUGAAGAAGAGAGUGAUGCCAUUGUGAAUCAGGUGUUGGAUGAAAUUGGCAUUGAGAUUGGGUCAAAGGUGGCAGGGGCACCAUCAGUAAGAACAGAAGGUCUAGGGGAAACAAGUAAGUCCAGAGUCCUGUCAGAUGAUGAAUUAGAAGAGUCCCUUGCAAAGCUGAGAGCAACAUAAGGUUGCUGACAAUGUGCCAAUUUUGAAUGUUCCUGUGUUAAGAUUAUUUUUUGGAAUGUUAAGCAGGAUUACAUAAUCUGUAGAUGCUUAUGAUUUUUUUUGUGUGUGGGUAUGUUCUCUGUUACAACCUUAAUAAGAAUAGAUCACUUGACUACUUAUGGGGAAGGCUUCAUAUGAAUACAUGAAAUAUUUUAAAGUGUACUUAACUCAAGGUGUACAUACCAACAUCUCUACAUUUCUGGUAGAAAUGUAGAAGUCACUGCAGCACUUUACCUAUUUCAUGUUGUUGCAAAAUUUUCUCACAGUCAGGGCAGAUAAGAAAAUAUUACUGUUGUGUUAAGUUUGUAAAGAUCUAUUGGUACAAUGAGUUUUAUGGAUGAGCAUAACAGCACAAAUGUAAUUAUUUAGUAUUAUUGAAUUAUAUCUCAGUUGCUAAAUAAAUAUAUUUAUUGGAUUAAUCUGAGCUCAAAAUUGCAUCCAUUGUUAAUCUUGAUUGGUGUCAUGAGUCAUCUUGAGUCAUGGAAAUCCAGGAAGAAAUGAGACACAGCUGAGCCAAGUGGGAUGGGGGAGAGAGCUAUGGUGUAUGAAAAUGGAAGGAAAGAUGGCUAAGCAGAGGAGUGUAAUAACAGAGAGAGAGAGAGUGAUAUAUCACUUAAUGAUCUUGAUCACAAUUUCAACUCUGGUUGAAUAAAAAUGUAAAAUCAGUGAAAAUUUGGGUAUGAAAAUUUAUAAACUUUUAUACUGAGAAGUUUAGAUUCCCAAGACUCCAUAAUUAAUCAGCAUGUGUGUAAACCAAUUAUUUGUUAAGAAUCCAAUGGAUGAUAGAUUGCAGAUUUGCUGUAAAUGCAUUCAGCUGUCCUUUGUGAAUGGAAACUCGUGCAAAGUGGUUGUAAGCUUUCUUCUACAGUGUUUUCACAUGAUCACACAUUUUUCUAGUAAUUUUCUUAGUACAUCAAAAUGUAUUUUUUUGUAUUCAAUUACCAUAAUGUUUAAGAAAAUUCAGUAUAGUUCUGUAACACUGAGAUUACCAAGUGGUAUAAACAUUGUGAGCAGAAAGACUUUGAAACGUUGAUUUGGAGCAUGAUCUAUAUGCAUUCCUAUUUAUACUUUUUUUUUAAGUUAGUUGGCUUUGAAAAUUAGAAAUAACCCUAGUUCACUUCCAGUGUAAGGCCUAACAUUUACUUUUGCACUUGGCACCAGUAGACUUAUUUCUACUAUGCUUAGAUGUUAUUAUUACAGUAACAGAAUAACGAGACACAGGUUGAAUGCAAUCACUUUGUGGCUAACAAAACACAGGAAUAACACAGGGACACAUUUUACUGCAGGCAAGAGCCUGAGUGUAGCAUAGAUAGGGGAUGGUCUCCCUUGUGUGUUGUAAUGAUAACAUAAUUAUGCCACUACUGUUCAGCUGAAUGAUCAUAUGAUUGUACCACCAAUGUGCAAUAUGGUGAUCACCUGAUUACACCACCAAUCACAGGAUAGGGAAAGUUCAAGAUCAUUUAAGUUUAAAGUCAGAUCAAUGGUUGCCCAUAAUUUAUUUCUUUGGUAUUAAUACUGUAAAGUUUAACUAAUUUCAUAUAUCCAUUACUCUAACCCCAUUUUUAGUAGCUGGAUAAAAAGUCAGCCUCUAGAAACAGAAAACUCAAGCCAAACAAUAAAAUGAAACUGUCAUAUCUCGGUUUACAAGCUUAAUUCGUUCUGGAAAUUUGCUCGCAAACCAAAAAACUCAUAAACCAAAACUGUAAGUAAGUGUAGUGCUGAAAACACAAAGAUUGCACACUAGAGCACAAAUGUACUAAGUGGACACGAGCAUGCAGAAGCUACCUCUGUGAGUGUACAACGCUUUGAACGCUCUUGUCUUGCAGCGAACAAAGGGAACCCGCACUCACGUCUUUGACUUGUAUAAACAGGAUGCUCAUACACCAAGUCAUUACUCGUUAAUCAAGGGAUUUUUAGCGAAUUUAUUUUGCUCAUAAAUCAAAACACUCAAUAAAGUAAGGCACUUGUAAACUGAGGUAUUACUGUACAUAUAUUUACUUUCAUGUUACAUUUAGUCUUUGACAAACUCAUGACUGUGUGUUAAGACAGCAAUGGAACCUCAGUAAAAUAGAAUAGGCAAAAUUCCCAGUUUCCUGCAAAGUAGUGUCCAACUUCCAGAGCGAUAAAGAUGUACUUUUCACAUAAGAUGAUUCUCUUGGUACAAUUAUAAAUCAUAUGGUACUGCUAAUAACCAUAUUAUCCAAGUCCAAUCAGCUAAGUACUGAUGUUAUGCAUACCUACUAUAAAAUAGGUACUUAUAGCCAUAUUUCAGUUGCUAAUUCAAGCCAUAAUUUUAUUUUUUAAGAGCGAAAGUUAAAUUUUUCAAUGAAUGAAAAUUCCAUAUUUGGGAGUUAUUUUCAUACCAACAUUGUUGAAAAAAUUAGAUGUAUUUUAUGCCAUUGCCGAUAGACUCAAUACAAUAUUGAUUUUUGUUUUUUGUUUUUGUGGAUUAAAAAAAAAUAAUAAUCAUAUACAAAACAUGUCAAAAUUUCUCCAACAGUAUUCAUAAACUAACCCAAGUGGGCUUAAGGGUAACCUUCCUUCUCCCUACCCCACUAUGUCCUUCAACAUCAGCACAAUUUUAGGCAUUUGAGUGACAAGUGAAUCCUCAUCUAAUCACCCUGUCCCCUUCCUUCCUGCAGUCAUUGAUAAUGGUGCCCUCAAAGCCAUGGCAAUGAAUUUGUAUUCUCACCUUCACAUCUUCCACUUUCAUGUAUUCAUGAAAAAAAGUGACUUAAGUAUGGCUGAUAAAAGUGUACGGUGAGCUGGGGAUGAACUGUACAUGUGGACGUAACAUACAGAGGCUCCCAUGGCCAAAUUUAUAGGUUUAAAGCAGUCUCCCUCUAACAGGUAUUAGGCAAAAUGGGUGCAGACAGCUGAGCAACGGCAGUAUUGGUAGGGGAUGCUUGGCUAUUUUUUUUUUUUUUUUUUUUUUUUUUUAUGUAAUAUUUUGCCACUAAUUAAUGAUAGUGUUACACAAAAUGCAGCCAUGUAACCCAUGACAGUGACACUUACGUGGGUAUCGAUUUCAUUCAUCUACUCAAUCCUUUAGGGUGUUUUACCAGUAUAUUUCAUGUGUUUUGCAACAGAACAAAACUGCUGCUAGCUACACUUCACUAAGGGGGUGCAUAUCCCAUAGACAUCCCCUGACCUUUGUCUGAAAUAUUAGUUGAAUAAUUUGAAAUCAUACAAAAUUUAUUUUAUAUAAAGGGCAACCCAGUAAAUUAUAUAGGCAAAAUAAUUGAUUGUGGUGAAAAUUCUACAAGUUUCUCUAAGGUCUCAUACCUUAGAAAAAAAAAAUGGUAAGGGAGGCACCUUCAUCUUCCUAGAAUUAGAGAACAUAGGUGAUGUAAAACCUGACCAAGUGACAGGGGUCUUGCUGCCCCCUAUGUCAGCACCAACUCCGAGGCUUAAGCACUUCAUCAAAUUUGCAAAUUCACUAACAGCAUACUCUACCAAGUGAAUUAACCCUUUCAGAAUGGACAAUGCUCUUUUAUUUUAAUUUGACACUGCAAAUUAAAUGAUUCCUUGUUCAGUUAGUAAAUCAAAUUUCAUUAUUUUCCUUUUACUUCAAAAUUCAUUAUCUUACCUUAUAUACAGUAUUUAUUAAUAAAAAUUAUUUUAAGAUUAUAUUUAGGUCCUGUUAAUGAAUUAUGUUGUUAUUAAGGAACUUUGUCUUCAUUUAAAGUUUAUAUGACUUUACUUUGUGAUAACUAUAUAGCUGUACGGAUCAUUUUCACAUGUGGACGAUCCGUACAGUUUGAAAAAAACAAUUUUAGGCCAAUGUUUCACCUACUUGUAAAAUGUUCCCAGAGUUGUGCCUUAUUCACAUUGUAGUCAAAAGGAUAUAUUUUGUCAUGCAUGAAAAAGUUUUCCAUUUUUUACUUUUUUCUUACAAAUUUUUGAAAAAAAUCGAACAGAUCAUCCCCUACUCACCCUACAUUUUACAAGAAUUAAAUGAAGUUUUCAGCCUGUUUGAUUGAUUUCCAUUAAAUGUAUAUUUUUUCAUAAAUAAAAUGGAAAAUUGAAAUUCA